UUUUCGCCCAAGGGUGCGAACGUGGGCGUGUGUGAGUCGCGCUGGUGACGUCACGGCCGGCGUCCCCGCCAUCUUGGCUGUGGGUAGAGAGGCGGAAACUUCGGAGGUUCGGCGAGGUUACGGCUGUCUGGAUGCAGAGGCUCUGCGGGCGUGGGCUCUUGCUGAGCCUGGCGGUGGCGGCGGCGGCGGUAAUGGCAGCGCGGCUAAUGGGCUGGUGGCGUCCGCGCGCUAGCUUCCGCCUUUUCAUACCGGAGGAGCUGGCUCGCUACCGGGGCGGCCCGGGAGACCCGGGCCUCUAUCUGGCGUUGCUCGGCCGCGUCUACGAUGUGUCUUCUGGCCGGAGGCACUACGAGCCUGGGGCCCACUAUAGCGGCUUCGCAGGCCGGGACGCCUCCAGAGCAUUUGUGACCGGAGACUACUCUGAAGCAGGCCUCGUGGAUGACGUCUCUGACUUGUCCUUCUCCGAGAUGCUCACGCUGCAAAACUGGCUCUCGUUCUAUGAGAAGAAUUAUGUAUUUGUUGGAAGGGUGAUAGGACGCUUCUACAGUGAGGAUGGGCAGCCCACCCCAGAGCUGACUCACGUAGAAGCCAUGAUCACCAAAGGCUUGGAGGCCAAUAAACAGGAGUGGAAGGAGAAGCAGAAGUUCCCGCCAUGCAACACCGAGUGGAGUGCGGCCAGGGGCAGCCGGUUCUGGUGUUCCCAACACAGUGGAGGGGUGAGCAGAGACUGGAUUGGUGUCCCCAGGAAGCUGUAUAAGCCAGGGGCCAAGGAGCCCCACUGCGUGUGUGUGAGAACCACCGGCCCCCCCAGUGAGGAGAUGCUGGACAACCCCACCCACAGAAAUCGUGGGGACCUGGACCACCCUGGCCUGCAGGAGUACCCAGGCUGCCCACCUCUGGCCAUCACGUGCUUCUUCCCACUCUGAGUUGGCGCCCUCUGAUAAAACAUGGAGAACCCUGCCUAGAGAUGCCCUGGGCGUGGCUCCUGGCGUGGAACAGGAGGCCCUGGGAGGACUGGUCACUCUGCAGACAUACUCGGCCUCCUCCCCGCGGUGUGCCUUUCUGCUGAGUGGCGCAGGAGCUGGGCAGCGGGACUGGGCGCCUCCUGGAUGCGCUCCCCUGGGGCCACUUGCCAUCUUCCUUCAGAACCCCGCCAAGAUGGCCACGUUGGAUAACUGACCAUCACGGGAGAUCUGUGCUGCCUUCCCAUAGGCUGCCUGCCCCUGCUGCUGGCCUGGGCCCUGCCAGGCGAGAGGGGGUCACAUUCUUCCCCAGCCAGCGAGCAGAAACACAGGUGUCCCCCAAAGCCUUGAGGCCGCAGGGCACCCUGGCUGGAUUCCCCGCUGGCUACACCUGUGACUCCAGCUCUUAUGACCUUUCUCAUAAGGAAGACCACGCUAAGGCAACGUGAAUAAAUCACCAGAAGUCCACUGGGUGGACAGGCCCUCCAGCGAGGGCUGCUGACACGGGCAGGCUCAUGGUGGACGUGGAGCGCCUGAACGACGAUGUCCAGCAAGGAUGCUGCCCCUCGUUCAGACCCUUAUCAGAUGGGCUUGUCUUCAAAGGGAGAAGUCUGCGUUUUGAGCCAGAGGUGGUUCUGCGGCUCACACGAGGUAAAUGGAGAGCAGCACGUCAGGUGUGGAACCAGACGGUUCCCACUUCCGGUGGCUGGGCUGGAGGCGCGGGACGUGUCUCCUACCCACCCCUCUGGAGUUCUCAAGUAGAGGGGUGGAGGGCUAUCCCUUUAUUUACUUAUUUAAAAUGAAGGGAAUUCCUAUUUUUGCCCCUCAGUUUAUUUAUUUGAAAGGCAUACAGAAAGCUGAGAUCCUCCAUCUGCUGGUUCACUCCCCAGAUGGCCACAAUGGCCAGAGCUGGACCAGGCUGAACCCAGGAGCCAGGAACUCUACUAGGGUCUCUCAUGUGGGAGGCAGGGGCCCAAGCAUGUGGGCCAUCUCUGCUUUCCCACGUGCAUUACCAGGGUGCUGGAUCAGAAGUGGAGCAGCCAGCACUCACGGGGUGCCAGCAGUGCAGACAGCAGCUUAACCCACUGUGCCACAAUGCGGACUGUGUUCAGCUGUCGCCUAAGCCUUCAUCGCUGCCCCUCUUCUGUCUUUAAGUAUCCCUUAUGCUUCCUCCACCCUCUUCGUCAGUAUCACCAACAGCUUUCCAGAUGCACUGGCCAGUCCCUCCACUGGUGGCUGGGCGCCCCUGGCCCAUGCUGUUCUUACACCUGGUUCCGGCUCAUGGCUGCUUCUGCCACCCCAGGGCCUUCCUCACCUCUAACCUCUCCCUGCUCAUUCCUCCCACUUCAUAGAUAAAAUGUUCCCCCUUAACACCCCUAGUUCUUCGUAGCUGCCCUGUGUACCUCCUACCACAGAUGGCCCUCAAACACUUGGGCCGCCCUCCCCUGCCUUUCUCAGGCCACCAGCAUGGAGCUGGAUCAGGAAGUUGAGCAGCCAAGACAUGACCCACUCUGUCACGGUGCCAGCCCCCACCGGCUUAGCCUCCCCCAUCUCUGCGGUUCAGCCUCCCUGCCAAUAGCGGGACACGUCCUGCCCUGGCAGCUCCUGUGGUUGCUUCGAUUCUCCCCUCCAUCUCUUGUACGGGACCCCGUUUACCACGAGGUCCUCCCUAAAAGCUCCCCUUGGGCUGGUCCUCAUCUCCCUUCUCUGGCCAUUCCUUUUCGGCCUUCCUGAAGCUCUGCCCGCCACACACUCCUCCUGUUGGCUUUUCCCUCCUUCCUCAGCACCUGGCCUGCCCACCUGCUACUCCAGGCAGCUCUCCAAGGCGGUCCUGGCCUUCCGUCUUCAUCUUCCCCUCCAGCGGGCCUCCCACUUCUCCACCGGUGGCACCACUGUCCGCAGUGCACCACCGAGCAGGCAAUCCCAUGUCCCCGGCAGCCAAGUCCAGGCCACCCCACCUCCGGGUUCCCUCCUUUCCGUCCCCUCUGUCAGCAGUGCUGCACUCUGAGCGAGGCUGUCGUGUCCCACCUGCAAUGCUGCACUCCAGCGAGGCAUCGUCCUAAGGCUCCUGGGGGCUGCCUCUCUGUGAGGGUCAAGUCCCAGCUCUUAAGCCCCUGGGCGGAGGAUGCCCUUCCAUGGCCGCCCCUCCUUUCCCACAGGCUCUUAGGCCGCUCUGUCAGUCCACCUCCCAGGUCCUGAGACUGCAGCCCCCCAGCUGCGUCCCGAGGCCCGUUCCCUCAGUUGGGGCAGCACUUUGUGUUCGCUCCUCAGGGUCCUUCACAGUGGGGGUUUUUUUCUUCUUCUUUUUUUAAAGAUUUGGGGCCAGCACUAUGAUGUAGUAGGUAAAGCUGCCACCUGCCCAUGUGGGCACUGGUUCCAGUCCUGGCUGCUCCACUUCUGAUCCAGCUCUCUGCUGUGGCCUGGGAAAGCAGCAGAUGGCCCAAGUCAUUGAGCUCCUGCACCCACAUGGGAGACCUGGAAGAAGCACCCAGCUCCUGGCUUUGGAUUGGCGCAGCACCAGCCGUUGCGUACGCGCGUCUACUCUGACUGUGGCAUGAGGAGCUGAGGCCCAGGCUCCUUGACUCCUGCCUCAGUGCCCUUUGCUGCUCUGUACUACUGUGGGUGAACGCCCAGCCUACCUGCACCAGUCGUGACCGGGACUGUUCACCUAAGGAUGACAACUACAGUGACUUGAAGGCCUGGAGUUCAGUGACUGAGGCUUCCGCCAAUGACCCUAACUAGAAACUAGUCAUUGCCACUGUGCUGGCCAACGGCCAGGGCAGCCUCUGACCUCAAGGAGCUCAUAGUGUGGUGGAGUAAACCCUGGUUGGAGCACCCAGAGGCCAUUCUUGAAGCAGAAAUUCAGGGAUGGUGUGCAGGCCAGCUCCAGAGACGUCCAGGCCCUUGCCAACAGACAAGGAGCAAGACGGAGCUUGCCGUCACUGCGGCCAGGUGCACACUCGGUAGUGCCUAGAGGGGCCUGGGCUCGCUGCAGACCCUCAGCCGGCCUCGGGAGCUGCUCAGUCCCUUGCUUGAUGAGAAUCCAUUUUCUCUUCGGUGCUAACACUUUAGGGGAGUCAAAGGACUCAGCAAGCAUGGGCAUCACUGUGAAGUCAAAGGCUUCCCACAGAGGUGGCCUGGGGCAAAUCUGUGGAGGGGUGGGCGCCACAGACAGUGCAUCCAAGGCUGAGCCUGCAGUCAGACCGCUCGUGGAAGGGCAGGGAGAAGAAAACCGACACCUGUUGGGCGACUGUGCCAGGAGCUUUGUUCUCACUUCAUGCCCGUGCUGGCCCGGGGAGGUCUGACGGAGCCCUGUCAGGACAGCGCUGAGCUUCCCCCAGGUCUGAGCUCUGCCACACCAGGGAGUAGUGGCCAAGCAAAGGCUGGACCUCCGGAAGGGCCUCGCCACAGCUGCCUGUGCAUCCCGAACUGCUGCUGAGGAGCCGGAGCUGGGGUUCUGCCUCCGCCCCGCACCCCCAUGCCUUGCACGCUUUCUCUAGGAAAAGCUACUCCCUGAAAACUCGGGCCCGCAGACCAGCGUGGGGCUGCGCUGCUCAGGAAGCGGCACGUCAGAGGAAGGUCGCGGGCUGCACCCCACCCUUGAGAGCACUUCAUAGUGCCAGGACAGACACCGCGGAUCCUCUUUGGUUGCUCCUAGCUAACAGCCAGGGAGCUGGUUUCCAGGUCUUUGGCGAAUGGAGGCCUCAGGGCACCAAGACUCUGCAUCUGCAAGCUCCAGCCUGGGCCAAGGGCACAGCAGCCGCAGCAGCUGCUUCUCCGCUCACCGUCCGUCUGAGAACUCUGAACCCAGAUUCACUCACUCACUGGGAGUUGUCUGUUUUUGUUUAAUAUGUUGAUUUUAAUGCUUACUGGUACUUCUGCAUUAGCAGUGACUACAAAUAUCUUAUUAAAAGUCUCCACUUUAAAUGCACAA
This is a messenger RNA of Oryctolagus cuniculus (rabbit), 4896 nucleotides long. RefSeq names its product cytochrome b5 domain containing 2 (gene CYB5D2). Gene Ontology annotation, cellular component: membrane; endomembrane system. NCBI's taxonomy places the organism in Eukaryota, Metazoa, Chordata, Mammalia, Lagomorpha, Leporidae. The record is from RefSeq and is a predicted model, not a curated record.